This is a messenger RNA of Chlorella variabilis, 1539 nucleotides long. RefSeq lists its product as hypothetical. Bases 1 to 1539 code for a protein of 512 amino acids. Gene Ontology annotation, biological process: glycolytic process. The transcript has 14 exons. Gene Ontology annotation, cellular component: cytoplasm. The record is from RefSeq and is a predicted model, not a curated record. Gene Ontology annotation, molecular function: potassium ion binding; magnesium ion binding; pyruvate kinase activity. NCBI's taxonomy places the organism in Eukaryota, Viridiplantae, Chlorophyta, Trebouxiophyceae, Chlorellales, Chlorellaceae.
AUGGCGAAGCCGCUGCUGCAGCUGCAGCCACCUCUGCUGCUGCAUGCACGGCACAGGUCGGGCGUGCGGCUGCCGCUCACACAUGCUGCCGCCGCCCACCCCACCCCUGCCGCUACGCAGUGCCAGGAUGUGCCGACGCUGGUCAGCCUGCUGCGGGCGGGCGUGAGCUGCGCACGGCUCAACCUCAGCUGGGGCACCCGCGAGUACCAUGCCCGCUCCCUGGCCAACCUGGCUGAGGCGAUGAAGCAGACCAAGCGGCUGUGCAGCGUGUUUGUCGACACGGUGGGGCGGGAGGUGACGGUGCGGCGGCCGGUGCAGUUUGACGAGCAUGGCUGGCCCACACAGAAGGGGGAGAAGAAGGUGGAGGUGGAGCAGGACCAGAUCAUCACCAUCACCACCGACCCCACCGCCGAGCCCUCCUCCACCCUCUUCCCCGUCUCCUACCCAGGCUUCCCCGAGAUUGUGGAGGUGGACCACCAGCUCCAGUUUGGCCGCUUCCUGGCCACCGGCGCAGAGGGCGCCUCGCUGUACGUGCUGGAGAAGACGGAGACAACGGUGACCUGCGUGGCGCUCAACUCUGCCGUGCUGGACGGCCUGCUGACGGUCAUGAUCUGCCACACCGAGGACUUUAGCGGCGACUUUGCGCUGCCGCUGCUGACAGAGCACGACGCAGACUGCAUCAAGUACCUGGGCUCCCGCUUCGAGGUCGACUUUGUGAAUCUGUCGUACUGCAACCACGAGGAGGACCUGUACGCCGCCCGCUCCUUCCUCGACUCCCUGGGCAUGCAGUACACCAAGAUCAUUGAGCGGAAGAGCUCUGUGCGCAACUUCGAGGGCAUCGCCAACUCGGCAGACGGCAUCAUCAUCUCGCGGGGCAACCUGGGCCUCGACUUCGAGCCAGAGGCGAGUGCCAUGGCGCUUCUGCAGAAGCGUAUCAUCGCCCGCUGCAACCAGCUGGGCAAGCCGGUGCUGAUCACGCGCGUGGUCGACACGAUGGUGGCAACGCCACGCCCCACGCGCGCGGAGGCUACCGACGUGGCCAACGCCGUGCUGGACGGCGCCGACGGCAUGCUGCUGGGCGCUGAGACGCUGCGCGGCCUGCACCCCCUGGUCACGGCGGAGACGCCAUACGUCUCCGAGUUUGGCAGCCUGAGGCCCAAGAUGGCGGGAUCCAGCAUGCAGCUCAACCGCAUCCUGCUCACCCACGCCCCCUACAUGACCAAGCUGGAGAGCCUGGCCUCCUCGGCCACCAGGGUGGCGGAGAAGAUCAAUGCCGGCCUGAUCAUCGUCAUGGUGCAGAGCGGCAGGACCGUGUCCCUCGUGUCCAAGUACCGCCCCCCCAUGCCCAUCAUGGCUGUGGUGGUGCCCAAGCUCAAGUCCACGCGUCUGGGCUGGCAGCUGGAGGGCAAGUACCUGGCCCGCCAGACCUGCCUGCUGCGCGGUGUGGUGCCGAUGCUGGCGGCGCCCAUGUCUGAGGGCUCAGGUGGGGCAAGGGCUGUCGAGCCUGGCCUGGCCUGGCCUGGCUGCGUAGUGGCCUAG